This is a messenger RNA of Clupea harengus (Atlantic herring), 1423 nucleotides long. It is a transcript of the gene rpp30, whose product is annotated as ribonuclease P/MRP 30 subunit. Gene Ontology annotation, cellular component: ribosome; nucleolar ribonuclease P complex. Gene Ontology annotation, biological process: translation; tRNA processing. Lineage: Eukaryota; Metazoa; Chordata; Actinopteri; Clupeiformes; Clupeidae. The record is from RefSeq and is a predicted model, not a curated record. Gene Ontology annotation, molecular function: RNA binding; structural constituent of ribosome.
CUACAUCUCCCAUAACUCCUGUCGUUAUAUCAACUUGAACACACAUGGUUUGCAAAAUGGCUAUGUUCAUGGAUUUGAACGUCAACUUUACGAAAGAUAAGAAAACGCUGCAAAACAUAAUCGAAACCGCUGCUCAUCUUGGAUAUUCCACAGUAGCUAUAAAUUACACAUUAGAGAGUCAGCAGAAGAAACCGGAGAUACCAAAACCAACGAGCAUCUCAGAUCUUUUCACCAAGUUGCCUGUGGUGCAGGGGAGAUCCAGACCCAUCAGAGUAUUAAGCCGUCUAACAGUGGUGGCAACAGAUCCCAGCCAUUUUAGGCCAAACGCAGAAUACAAGGCAUUUGACUUGGUGGCCGUGUUCCCCAAGACUGAGAAGUUAUUCCAUGCUGCCUGUAUGACAUUCGAGGUUGACAUCAUUUGUGUGACCGUGACGGAAAAGCAGCCCUUCCAUUUCAAAAGGGCUCCUGUCAAUGGUGCGAUUGAUCGGGGAGUGUUCUUUGAGAUCGUCUACACACCAGCAAUCAGAGAUUCUACCAUGAGGAGGUACACCAUCGGAAACUCUCUGGGCCUCAUGGAGACGUGCAAAGGAAAAGGUGUCAUUUUGUCAAGUGGCGCAGAAAAGCCUCUGGAAUUGCGAGGACCAUAUGAUAUUGCCAAUUUAGGGCUUGUAUUCGGGUUGUCUGAAGGAGAUGCCAAAGCAGCUGUCUCUACAAACUGCCGUUCUGUGGUGUUAAAUGGAGAGACGAGAACAACUGCUUUCGGGAUCAUUCGCACCAUGAAGAAACCGCCACCUGCCCCCACGGCUUCAGAGGAGGACAAGAGCGAAGAGAGAGAGAACUCUGCUGCGAAGAGAGCCAAGAUGGAGCAUUAGUUACAAACCUCCCUCCUUCCAGUAAACACAUUUUUUUGUUUUUUCUUCCACAGUAUCAUUGUGAUAAUGAGCAUAAUGUCAAAUAUGUACAAUACGUUUAGCUGAGCAUAGAACACAUGUUCACUUAUGAAAUGAUCAUCUGGUUAGUUGUUUAAGUUAGAGUAUAGCCUUAAAGAUGGCCAGAGUGGACUUGGCAUUGAUGACUUUUUUGUUUUUUAUGGACUUGUAUUAAUUCUCUCAUUACACAUCAUCACAUAAUGACGAAGUGGUUUGUAUUUGUAAUAUUUAUUGAGGUUGUUUUGUAAAAUGGAAACGGAUCAGGUAGAACAGACCAUGAUUUUAUAUUUUUGUUCAGGUUACAUGAAACACAAGUCAAAAUUUACCAUUUAAAUCAAAUGUUGUACAAAGAAAUAUGCCACACAUUAUAUUUUAAGAGCAUCUCAUUUAAAAAACGUUUUUACGUGCACGACCUCUGUAAAUCCUGCUACACAAUCAAAAUGCCUCUCCAAAUGCUACUUAGGGAUAUGCUAAUAAAUUAAUUAAAAACUAAA